CUCUCCUAACUCUGUGGGUCUUUCUCUCUCUACAGUCCACAUAACGGCUGUAUACACCCAAUCAAUACAAUUCCCUUUCAUUUACUUUUACUAUUACUGCGAAGAACUAAAGGUAAGAAAGUUGUCAUGGGCGCACAAGAACGCUCUGAUUUCUCUGUCCAAGAAAAUGUUCCGCUCGGUUACCGAUUCAAACCGACAGACCUGGAGCUAUUGUACUACUUGAAUCUCAAGAUUAUGAACAAACCUCUAUUGAUCGAUGCCAUAAAAGACGUUGAUCUCUACCAGUACCAUCCUCACGAUCUUUUCCAAACCAGGAUGAAUGGAACAAAGGAAGGCUACUUUUUUACUUCUAGAACUAAGAAAUAUCCUAAUGGCGGCCGGCCCGACCGAGCAGCGGCUGAUGGUUACUGGAAAGCCAAUGGAAGCAACGUCAUUGUACGAAGCAAUGGCCAAGAUGUUGGACAGAAAAAGGUGCUCGUCUAUUAUGAAGGGAAAUCUAAGAAUAAUAAUGGAACAAAAACUAACUGGAUGAUGCAUGAGUUUACGGUUCAUCAAAUGAAGGAUGUUGCACGUUCUUCUACAAAUGCAAUUCCAGAUGACAAGAUGUUGGAUAUUUGUGUAUGCAGAAUUUACUAUAAAACAUCAAAAGCGAGAAAAAACAAAGGAAGAAGGCACACAAAGAAACAGCGUCAUCCUUUGCAAGGUGAUCAUUUACCUGAUGCAAAUUAGGCAGCAGCGUCGUCUUAUCAAAAUCAUGUGCCGGAACUUUGCAAGGUGAUCAUUUACCUUCUCCUCCAACGGAAUGGCUUGAUCUUUAUGAUCUCUUACCGUACUGGGUCCUCGUAUAUUGGAUUUUCCUUUAAGUGACUCAUCCAACAGGCAGUUUCAGCGGACUGGAUUGAGAAAGUUUGAAUGCCAUCUUUGCUGUUUUUCUAGGAACUUCGUUGAUUAUGUAAUGUUGAGGAAAUAUGAAAUAA
Olea europaea var. sylvestris is the source of this 977-nucleotide messenger RNA. Its product is annotated as NAC domain-containing protein 72-like. The record is from RefSeq and is a predicted model, not a curated record. The transcript is spliced from 3 exons. Lineage: Eukaryota; Viridiplantae; Streptophyta; Magnoliopsida; Lamiales; Oleaceae. Gene Ontology annotation, molecular function: DNA binding. Gene Ontology annotation, biological process: regulation of DNA-templated transcription. Bases 127 to 729 code for a protein of 200 amino acids.